This is a messenger RNA of Mesoplodon densirostris (Blainville's beaked whale), 6897 nucleotides long. It is a transcript of the gene GXYLT1, whose product is annotated as glucoside xylosyltransferase 1. The record is from RefSeq and is a predicted model, not a curated record. NCBI's taxonomy places the organism in Eukaryota, Metazoa, Chordata, Mammalia, Artiodactyla, Ziphiidae. Bases 101 to 1423 code for a protein of 440 amino acids. Gene Ontology annotation, biological process: protein O-linked glycosylation via N-acetylgalactosamine. The transcript is spliced from 8 exons. Gene Ontology annotation, molecular function: UDP-xylosyltransferase activity.
UGCGUGGUGUCGCUCCCUCCGCGCCAGUUCGCCCGGGCGGGCGCGGCGGCGGCGGCGACGGCGGCGACGGCGACAGCAGCGGUGGCGCGGAGACGGCGCGAUGCGGCGCUACCUGCGCGUCGUGGUGCUGUGCCUGGCCUGUGGCUUCUGCUCGCUCCUCUACGCCUUCAGCCAGCUCGCCGUGUCCUUGGAGGAAGGAGCGGGCGGCGGUGGCGGGAAGCCGCAGGCCGCAGCGGCUUCCUGGCUCGCGGGCGGCGGACGCGGCGCCGGGAGAGGGGCGGGCAGCGCGGGCCCCGCGGCGCAUCCCGGCCGGUCUGACAGGUGUAAAGAUUUCUCUCUGUGUUACUGGAAUCCCUAUUGGAUGCUGCCCUCUGAUGUUUGUGGAAUGAACUGCUUUUGGGAAGCGGCUUUUAGGUAUAGUCUGAAAAUGGAGCCCGUUGAGAGAGUGCAUCUAGCCGUAGUUGCCUGUGGGGAAAGACUGGAAGAAACUCUAACCAUGUUGAAGUCAGCACUUAUCUUCAGCAUCAAACCUCUUCAGUUCCAUAUUUUUGCUGAAGAUCAACUGCAUGAUAGUUUUAAAGGCAUACUUAACAGCUGGUCAUUUCUACAAACAUUUAAUUAUUCAUUAUACCCGAUAACUUUUCCAAGUGAGAAUGCAGCAGAAUGGAAAAAGCUCUUUAAACCGUGUGCUUCCCAGAGAUUGUUCUUGCCAUUAAUCCUGAAAGAAGUUGACUCACUAUUGUAUGUCGACACUGAUAUCCUUUUUUUACGGCCCGUUGAUGAUAUUUGGUCUUUACUAAAGAAAUUUAAUUCCACACAAAUUGCUGCAAUGGCACCAGAACAUGAAGAGCCUCGAAUAGGCUGGUAUAAUCGCUUUGCCAGACAUCCAUACUAUGGAAAAACUGGAGUGAACUCUGGAGUUAUGUUGAUGAACAUGACCAGAAUGAGAAGGAAGUAUUUCAAGAAUGAUAUGACCUCUGUGCGACUACGAUGGGGAGACAUACUUAUGCCAUUGCUUAAAAAAUACAAACUGAACAUCACAUGGGGUGAUCAAGAUCUGUUGAAUAUCAUAUUUUUUCAUAAUCCAGAAAGCCUUUUUGUUUUUCCGUGUCAAUGGAACUAUCGACCAGAUCAUUGCAUAUAUGGAAGCAAUUGCCAAGAAGCCGAAGAAGAAGGAAUCUUUAUUCUUCAUGGGAACAGAGGUGUUUACCAUGAUGAUAAGCAACCAGCGUUUAGAGCUAUUUAUGAAGCACUGAGAAAUUGUUCUUUUGAAGAUGACAACAUCCAUUCUUUAUUAAAGCCUUUAGAACUGGAACUACAAAAGACAGUGCAUACAUACUGUGGAAAAAUUUACAAAAUAUUUAUCAAACAGCUGUCAAAAAGCAUACAAGAUCGUUAUGAUAGACCACCAAAGGAAAGGUGAUUCUUGGUGACCGCUAAAUCAAAUGAAUUAAAACAACAAAAUAUCAGAGGAUAUGUGUGAAGGAAUAGUCUUAGAUGAAGUGUUCAGGAAGGAAUUAUUUAUCUUCAGAAUAAUUUUUUUCCCGAAGAAGCUAAAUGAGCAGUAUUUUCAUGUAAUGAAGAAUAAGUUGAAGUCUUGGACCCCAACAAGAAGAUAGUUUUGACUUCUGAUGUUUUGUAAUGCUAUUUGCUAUCAUUCUAGUAUUGAUGAAGAUAUUAUUGAAUGGUUAUAGCCUACAGACUUUGUUUUACUCUUACUCUCAAGUGGGUAAGAGCAGUAGGGAUGUAUGGUUGGAGAAAAAUGUACCUCAUACACAGUGGAAACACUCAAACUGUGAGUAUAGCAAUAAUUUUAUGUCAGCACUAACCUCACUUUAAAUGUGUGAGAAAAGAAAGUUGUUUACAGGAGCAGAAAAUGUUCUGUUUCUAAAGAAAUGGGAUGUAACUGAUGUCACUAUCGACAAUCUGUGUGUGCCUUUAUACAUUUCAUCUCUGUUUUAAAAUAUUUUUGUGACAAUCAUGCUUAAACUUAUUUUUAGUUUAUAAGUAAACUGCACAUUUAAAAUUGAGAGGGAAAACUGAAAGUUUUGAUUAUUAGUCUCUGUGUGUAUUUGUGAAACGUAGAAUUUUCAUUUGUACGUGCUUAACUGUCUUGCCAAAAGUCAUAUCUAAGAUUAUUAAUUAGGUAUUUUAGGAAAUUUUUUCUCACUUUAAAUGAAAAUUUUCAGCUUUACUGGGCAUUCUGGACACAGUAAAUAUACUGAUAAUAAAAUGAGAACCUAACGAGUGUACUUAUAUGAUGGUGGAAAAUGUGAUGGACCAAAAUGCAUAAGCUAUGUACUUCCUGUGAGCAGUCAUUAUAGUUACAGUGGAGCAGGAAAAAACUGGUCCACUGAAACCUUUGUCCUUCUACCUCAAAAUGGCUUUGCAAGAUAUUUUUGAAGAAGCAAAUAUACGUAUAGAGCCUUACUUUAAGUUAGACAACUUUCAUGGAUGAUUGGCUUCAGAAGAUUGUCACAUCUGAUUAUAGAAAAACUAGUUUUGAUUUGGUUUGAUGUGCAUGUCCUCCUUCUUUAAAUCUCACUUAAGACAGUUAUUAUUUUUUUUAUCUUGGCAAUAAGAAAAUAUUACUUCUCUGUGUUUUUGACCUGUCUUCUAUAGCUGUAGAUUCUGAGUACUUAGCAUGUACUGUGCUGGGGCACACGUCUCAUUUUACCAAGUACUGUAUGGUUAACUUCUUUUUCUCCUUUUGACAUUUUAACGCUUAAAUAGAGAAGAGAAAACCAUGAAGGAAGACGAUCACCUUUGUGAAAAUAGUGGUGAUUGGCUUUAUGAAGACACAGCGCCCUCUGUGGAGACGUGGAAGACGGUGCUCUGUCUUUGCAGUUCAGUCAGGGACAAAUUGAGAGAGGAAGGUGUAAGAAAGGCAGAUUAGAAGCUGAUGGCCAGCUCAGCACUCUUGGACAGAAGCGUUCAGAGAGCACAGUCUGUGCGUCCCUGGCAGAGCACCGUGGUGACUGUGAGAACUUGUGAACUUGUUGAAGUUGAUUUGCUAAAUAAAAAAUGAGGUCCCUAGAAUUUUGAAGUUUGGAGAGUAUAGGAUCAUUUUUAAUGGUCCCCAGGUGAGACCAUUGGUGACCUGGCUACAUUAGACUCUUGUGGGGACCUUGCUGAGAAUGGAUUCCUGGGCCUCACCUUUGGUGACUCUGGUACCCCAUGUCUAGAUGGGUCUGCACAUUACACAGAAGUAGAGAGAAUAGUACAGUGGUACUCCUUGUCCAGAUCAAACACGUCAAUAUCUUACCACAUUUGUGUCAUCUAUCCCUUUUUCCUUUGCUGAAGUAUCUUAAAGAAAAUGCCAGGCAUCAUGUUAUUUCUCCUCUGUGAACACUUCGGUAACCACAGUGACAUCAUAUCUCCUUUGGCUUCAGUUAAUAUCCAGUUCUUAGGCAGAUUUCCCUUAUUGACUACAAUGUUAGAAUCAGAGUGCAAAAAUAAGUCACAUUAUGAUUCUAUUUUUAAUAAGCACCUCAGAUGAUUUUGGUGUCGGUUAGUUUGGGAACCCCUGGAAAUCAUUUUGCCAACUUGAAGGUUGAAGUUAGGACCACAACUCUCGGCACAGUUGGUGGAUUAUAAAUGUGAUUCUGAAACAUUAGCGUAAGUACUUGGGGUUAUUGACAAGAUACAAAUUUAUAUUAGGAAGUUGCUUAGAUUUAAUUUCCUUAGUGAACAGAGACUCUUAGCCCCAUAGGCUCUAGUAUGAUUGGGACUGGGUGGAGUGUGAUCAUAGUUUAACUAGACUGUAUGCUGUGGUCUCACGCCUGUUGUACCCAUUUACACUGUUACACACUCUACAUUGUGGAUCAGUUGGAAGGUUCUUCAUGUGGUUUAUUCAGACCUGACUUAAUUGAGCGUUUUACCAUAAAUUGGGUUAUGGUGAAAACUCUCCACUUAGGGACUGUGUUUACCUGAAAGUUAGGGUAUCACAAAAAGACCUUAACAAUAUUAAAAUGAGUUUUCUGAGUUUAGAUAAGGUAACUUUUUCCUUGAGAAGUCUCAAGAAAUGCAGUUCUCAGCAUUAAUGAGGUUAAAUUCUAGAACAGCUUAGAGAACGUUUUAUAUUUCUUUCCAUAAGAUGGUGUAUCUAUGCAGUUUAUAUGAAUUACAUUCUAUAUUCUUUGAGUCUAUGUGUUAGAACAAUUCUGACCUCAGAACUAUCUCUGGGCUGCAGUAUUACCAAAGUGGAAUGACUUUAUAAUGUAGCCAACCCUCAUUUAUAUGAAGUAGCCAUCUUAGAGGAACUUGGAAAACCUUUAGAAAAUAUAUAUUGUGAUUUACAUUUUAAGAAAAUACAUACUUUUUUUUUUUCCCUGUGAAGAGUAGUUCAUAAUGUAUAUGGUAACCCACUUAUCUUUGGACACCUCAGAGCCUGAAACAAUACUACUGCUUACUCACUGCUCUCUCAUCUUGCCUUCAGUCAGAUGUUAUUGGUGUAAUGGAAAGAAAACCAGACUGUGAACUAGAUCUGGACACUCUUCUUGGUUAGGGACCCGAGGCGUAUCAUUUAACCUUCUCUGUGCCAUAAGUUUGUGAACAAUCAGUAUGCCCCUCCCACCUCAUAAGACUCAGAAGUCAUGAAGUUGAGACCCAGAAGAGAGAAUGGAUUUGCUGCAUGGCUUGUAUCAUGCCACAGCAGCAUUACUGUUGAAGUUCUGUGUUGCUCUGUUGUCUCCUGAACAGAUCAUUCUGUUUUAGGCUGAAUGUUUUUUGACAUGUUUUAUAUCUCCGGUAUGAAUUUGCUUAGAUUAUGUAAGGAAGAAUUUUUAAGGAAGAGAAAGCAAAGGAAAGAAUGAUGUAAAGGAAUGAUCAAAGGAAGAAGGAAAAGAGAGGAAGUGAGAAAAGUGAGGAAAGAGAAGGGAAUAAGAGUGAGAAUGGCCAAAGGCAGAGUGCAAGAAGAGAGGGGAUGAGAGUGGGGAAAUUGAGAAGUAGAGGUAGAGAGCGGAGGUGUGGGAACAGUCACUUUUUGAGUUGCAGCACCCCAGCCUGUACCACUGUCUGCUUGCCUUCCUCUGUUUCAGUUCACGAGGCCCUCUGGGCUCAGGAAUUGUGCUGGAUUUCAUGGAAGGGGCAACCAGGCUACCUUUGUUUGAUUUGUUGAUCCUAAAGUAUUUUCCCAGUCACUCUACUCACUGAUCAUUUAGUGCUGUGAGUCAACAUUGUAUUUUUUUUUGUAUUUUUUCGUUAAUUGGAUCCAAGUUUGUGAGCUAAGACCUGUCGAAACACAAUGACAAAUAUCUUCCUUUUUAACAUCCUUUUAGUCUUCCCAGAUGCUGAACUAUGCAGGACUGACCACAUAGAUAACACAGGAGGAGGGAAUGGCCGUAUCAGAUCUGAAGGGGGCCCAGGAAUCUAUCACAGUGGUUUUCCCAGAUGAUACUGAUAAGAAGCUAGAUUUGGGAACCACUGCCCUACCUUGAAUGAAUGGCAUCUUAAACAGUACAUCACAUCUCUUGAUUCUUCAGUAGGCAUACUUCCAGUUGUAGUGUUAGGAAUGGAUUAAAGAGAACAGGAGACAGCAGGAGUACGUUAAAUGGAAAAACCUUAAAAGAAAGUAUUCAGUGUCUUCUUUUUCAGAAGUUUAUAUUGUAAGUAAUAAACACCUUAGUGUUAAUCAGUAGUGAUUUAGCGAGACCACUGAUUUUUUUUUUUUAAAUAACUUUUGGUUCCUUAGAGUAAAAUAGAGAAGUAGGGAAGCAGUAUGUCAGGUGUGGGGCCAGUUAUCAUUUUAUUAAAUGUAAUAUCAAGCAUCUUAAACAAUUGCCUUAUUGCAUUUUAAUAUUUAAUAAAAGUAGAUUAAAUAAUGAUUAGUACUGUAACAGUUAUCCUUUUAUACAUUGCCAAAGCAACCCUUUUUUGCCUGUUAAAGUCUGGCUAAACUGUCCUGGUGUUCGUCGUUUCUUAAUUCAUUGAACAUGAAACUAGAUUUUUAUAACUAAAUUAUAUAAACUUAAGGCAGGGGUGAAAGGUGAUGCAAGAAUUUUUUUUAACUAAAAAUGAAUAUGGUAUUAAUCCAAAUAUCUAGCAAUUACAGAAUUAUGAGAACAUGGAAUAGCAUAUUGGACUAGGCAAUUUAAAACUGAUUACAAGUCGAUGUCAAACUUCUAAAUGGAAAAUAUGUAUUGUCACCUCAUCUCUACCAAUUAAUUCCAAAUGUCUAAUGGGAUUGUUUCUUAAGAAUUUUCUGUACACCCAGUUUUCAAACAAAAGAGGACCUUUGAAAAGAUACGGAGAGAAAAAGAAAGGAAAAUUUCUGUCACUUCUAAUGCUGUGAAUGUUAUUUGGAGGGUCUGUGGUCAGACAUUUUAAUGCCAAACUUAAGACCUGAUGUGGAGCCUCUGAUUAUGUGUAGUUUACAUAUACAAUCUGAAUUUGUGAGCAUAUUCAAACACACAUCAUCAUAGCAACUCCUUGUAAAAACUGAAGAAAAGCAACAGUGUACCUUUCAUUUAAAAUGUAAGUUGACUUUGACUAUGAUGGUAAAUAGCUGUUUUCAACCUGUGUAUAAAAUCUCUUCAGGGAAUAUUGGAAUGUUAUGCAAAAAUAAUUCAGGGCUUGUAGCAUAGCUGUAAACUGUGUCAUCCAUUGCAUCACAUCCAUUGUUGUCAGUAUCUGAGAGCUGGGCCAGUGGCUUUUGAUGCAUGUUGUAACAGAAGAUUUAUGAAGGAGAUGGUGGUUUGUACUUGUUCCUGAAGUCAGAAACUGGAAGGUGUUUCCAUUUUUCACAAGCAUUUUGCAUAAAUAUGUUAAUAUUUUGAGUAGUAAUGAUUCUAAAGUUGCAGGAAGGCAUUUUGGUGUACUGUGUUACACAGAGAUUACUACUCUUAAAUUGAUUUUUACCUGAAAAUAUGACAGUUUUAGGAUAAUUUGGGUAUCUUC